Molecule: messenger RNA, 3344 nt
Organism: Acanthochromis polyacanthus (spiny chromis)
Lineage: Eukaryota; Metazoa; Chordata; Actinopteri; Pomacentridae
Gene: gtf2a1
Product: general transcription factor IIA, 1
Exons: 10
Coding region: 217-1386 (389 amino acids)
Biological process (GO): transcription initiation at RNA polymerase II promoter; transcription by RNA polymerase II
Cellular component (GO): transcription factor TFIIA complex
Source: RefSeq, a predicted model, not a curated record
UCCAUCGCUCAGUAUAUAAAGCAGGACAACGACGGAAGGAGGACGGCUGGGGAGUCGCAGCCCGGGAUUGUAAAUAAGACCGCUGAAACUGUGUUUUAUUUACAAAAGUGAUGCCGGCUGUUUUAAAUUAUCGUUCCCAGUUGUUUUAAGUCGUUUUUCGUAAUUUUUGGCUCUGUCUCUCGCUUAUUUCCGUGUGGUUUUUACACUACGCGUAUAAUGGCGAGCUCGGCUAACUCGAACCCAGUGCCUAAACUAUACAAGUCUGUGAUUGAAGAUGUGAUCAAUGAGGUACGAGAGCUGUUUCUGGACGAAGGAGUGGACGAGCAAGUUCUUCUGGAGCUGAAAACGCUAUGGGAGAACAAACUGUUGCAGUCCAAGGCAGUGGAGGGCUUCCAUACAGAGGAGCAGGCAGCCCUGCAGGCCGCCCAUCAGCAGCAGCAGGUUCAGCAGGUCCAACAGGUGCAGCAGGUCCAGCAGGUGACCCAACCUGCACAGGCCCAGCAAGUCAUCCUGCCUCCCCAGCAACAGCAAGCUCCCCAGCAGCAAGUCAUUGUUCAGGAUUCUAAGAUUCUUCAGCACAUGAGUGCAACGGGGAUGAGUGCAGCAGCUACUGCAGCAACCCUUGCUUUGCCCACAGGGGUCACCCCAUACCAACAGCUCAUCACCAGCCAAGGUCAGAUCCUGCAGGUGGUCCGUGCUGCUAACGGGGCUCAGUAUAUCAUCCAGCAGCCUCAGCAGCAGAUCCUCCUGCAGCAGCAGAUGCAGCCUGGCGGCGUGCAGGCACCGGUCAUACAACAGGUUCUGGCUCCUCUACAGGGAGGCUUGCCCCAGCAAACAGGAGUCAUCAUACAGCCGCAGCAGAUCGUCUUAGCUCCAGGAAACAAAGUCCAAGGCAAUACACAGGUGAUGCAGGCAGCAGCGAUGGCGCCACAGCCUGGUCAAGCAGCAACAGCAGCUCAGGUGCAGCAGGUCCAGCAGGCCCAGGGAGCAGCUGCUCCACAGGCCCCACAGCAAGCCCAGCAGCAGGCCCAGCCCCAGGCCCAGGCACAGCAGCCUCCCAUGAUGCUGCAGGUGGACGGAGCCGGAGACACCUCCUCAGAGGAAGACGAGGACGAGGAGGAGGAAUAUGAUGAAGAUGACGAGGAGGAGAAAGACAAGGAUGGCGGAGAGGACGGGCAGGUUGAAGAGGAGCCACUGAACAGUGGAGACGACGUCAGCGACGAAGAGGACCAGGAGCUGUUUGACACAGAGAAUGUAGUGGUGUGCCAGUAUGACAAGAUUCACAGAAGUAAGAACAAAUGGAAAUUCCACCUGAAGGACGGGAUCAUGACUCUGAACGGGAGAGACUAUGUCUUCUCCAAAGCCAUCGGGGAUGCCGAGUGGUGAAGUAGAAGCACCAGGAGCAGGAACUCUGUAACUCCUUCUAUCCAGUUAACAGACACUUCAGCGUCCUUCCAUAUCCUGUGACUGGAUUCAUUCAGGAAACAACUUCUGAGUCUCUGAGAACUCUGACAAACCCAAAGGACUGUGAGGUACUGUACAAACCCUGGGAGUCGGCAGAAACACUCGACUAGCCUUGCGGGAUGAGAAACCUACAGGGGAAGGGAAAGCCCGUGAACAGAGCAUUGUUUCUCUUUGGUUUUUUUUCUUCUUCUUCCAGGCUUGUCUGCCUUUUUUUCCCCUGAGAGAAUUCACAUACUUUGGAAAGUAAGCAUUUCACACCAUGCAGAUGUAGUGGACCAGGCUGACCUGACCUUCCCCGACACAGGAGCUCAGAGGUCGUUCAUGAUAACCCCGUAGAUGAUAAACACCUUUAAAAUGCACUGUAGUCGGUUGACUGGAUUGACUCGUGUCUACGUUUAAGUCCAAACUUAGUGCCACCAGUCAAGAUCGCUGCCUUUAGAAUGACCGGAAUCACCUUUUUGCUUCUGAUUUUUGUUCUCAAAUCAUAAUUGUCUCACUUCAUGUUUAUAAAAUGGUGCUCCAGAGUGUUUCAUGUAGUUAACCUAUGAUUGUUUUAAACAUUUUUUAAAUGUGUUUAAUGAAGGCUUGAGGAAAAAGAAGGUGAAAUUACAUUAAUCCUAAUUUAAUAGUAACACAGAAGCGCUUUUUUAAUUGUCUAAGCAGCGCCAUAUCCAAAAAUUUUUAUUUUUCCCCCCCCCCUCAUUGGCUUAUCUGGAGCUUCAUUCCAUCUUUAUCCUAAAAUCAUUAAAAAAAUACACUGAAUUCAUUUAAGAAUUGUACAAAAUGUACUGUUGGUGUAUCUCCUUUGCUCUUUAUUUUAGUUCUCUGCAGCCGUCUGAAAAUUUGCACUGUCUGUUUAUCGAUGUGUUGUGAACUCAGUCAGUCCAGUUAAUCAGUAGCCACAGCAUUCUCUGUUCUGUGUGUGAGAGUGUGUGUGUGUCUGACAAUGACUGACUGUACAGGCACGAGUGUGUGUGUUUGCCAUCACCGCUUUUUUUUUUUUCCCCCACCUGGAAAUGUAUGAGUUUAUUUCUCUUGCACACCCCAUAAUCUCAUAAUGUCAGUUAGAACAGAACAGUGAGGGCGGUGUCUUCUUUUUUUCUUUUUUUUUUUCUUUCUUUCUUCUAUUUAUUCCUGAAAAUGUUCUAUUUUUUGCAAAGGUUGGAAAGCCGCACCAAACUGUGCUCUUAUAAUCUAAUAAGUGUUCCUUUAUUUCUUUUUUCUUCUUCUGUUGGCUGGACAAAAAAAAAAAGCGACAUAAAUAAUGCUGUGUUCCAAAUCAUUUCGUCCACCGUACGUUCUCCUGUGCUUUCAUUUUAUUCAUGAAUUUUAAAAAUGAGAAUAUUUUCUAUCCAAGUGAGUUUAACUCGAAACAAAAGGGGCCUGUGUGUUUCUCUGCUGUUUGUUUUUAGUGCCCCUUGUUGCAGCAAUUUGAAAUAAAGUUAUACGUGUUUUUUGACUGUCGUGUCGGUUGGCUCUGUAGAGUAGUUUGCUUUUUAAAGACACCACAUUACCACAGAGGAAGCGAUGGCGUGGGGCGGAUAUAGAAACAAGAAGUGACAGAUAAUUUACUUUUUCUUUACGUUUUCACCCACAUGAUCAAGUGAAGUGUCCAUAAAUGAGGUGCUUACACAGACGAUGGCGCCAAAUGAAGAGUUUUACAAAACAUUUCAAGUAGAGCGUCACUUUAAGAACAAAACCUUUAUCUUUCAGGACAGCAUUCAGUAGCUCAGUCACUAAAAAUCCAACAUGCCCACGUAUUUCUUUGUUCGUUUCCGUAUCUCUGGAUGUCGUGUGUGCCUUUUUGAACUUUGGUUCGGUUUUUUCGGUCUUCACAAACGAUGGAAUGAAGUCUAUUAAACUGUAUUCUCUGCUUCCUA